Messenger RNA from Lytechinus pictus (painted urchin), 3943 nucleotides. RefSeq names its product NHS-like protein 2. The transcript is spliced from 3 exons. The coding region runs from base 214 to 915 and encodes 233 amino acids. The record is from RefSeq and is a predicted model, not a curated record. Gene Ontology annotation, biological process: cell differentiation. NCBI's taxonomy places the organism in Eukaryota, Metazoa, Echinodermata, Echinoidea, Temnopleuroida, Toxopneustidae.
ACUUGUGUGUUUACCGGUCAUGCACGCACACUGUACACAUUCGUAUGCAUAUCUAUCGUUGAACGCAGACUUUAUCAUGGUCUUGGAGACUGAUAAAUAAUAAUGAUGUAAACCUGCGCUUGAAGUGGAUUUUUAUGUUUUUUGGAUUUUAUUCCAUCAUCAGCUAUCAAAACGUAUAUCCAGAGGAGUGGAAUAAUUGUUACAAUCUUCAUCAUGCCGUUCAUUAAGAGAGUUGUGGAGCCUCAAUUUUUGAGCAACAGUCCGUUGCCUCCCGGCUGCGACAGGGAGUUGGACACGGUAUCGAACAAUACACUCUGCGGACUGGUCCGGCAGCUCUCUGACCUAUCGCUCCGUGCGAAUGACAUUUUCAGCGACAUCAGCAGUGAAGCCUAUUUACUUGCACAUAGGACAGUUCUUUUGAGGAGAAGAACGAUCAGAUUGGAAGAUAUUGUGGAGAAAUUAGAUGCUCGAUCUGUCAGAGUUCCGGUGUCAUCCUUAGAAGAGUUCAAGAAUACAACGGACCACUACAAGGCAUCUCAAAAUGUGGAUAAGGAUUUAUUUGUCCAAGAUACCAGACCUGGCUGCCUGACAGCUAUCUAUGAUACAGCAAGUACAGAUCUUAAGGAUAUAUAUGCUAAGUUCAAGGAAUACCACGAAGAUGAGGUGACAGUGAUUAGUAUGCAAGCAAGUAGCUUGCUAGCAGCGGAAUACAAAGCCCAGUCGGAAUAUAAUAUCAUCUUUCCAAGGGUGAGUACGCUUGCAGUGACGUCAUGUGGGUUUGCUUUCAUUGGUGCUUGGAAUUCAUUUCACUUUUAUAUAAUAAUGCCAUUUUCCAUGACCUUUUAUUUAUUAAUGUAUUUGUUUUUGGGGAGGUGGGUUCGGGAUGGUAUUUCAUUUUCAUUAUAUUACGUCUAACUUUUUUAGAUAUGUAACUAUUUUAAUAUUCAGAUUUAAGUUCAGUUUAUUUCAGAUGGUGAUGGUCAUGUGGUUAACAACAUGUAGGCUUACAAUUCGUAUUGGAUGAUAUGAAUGGGAAAAAAUUAGAAAAUUCCAUGAAAAACAGAUCAAAAAUAAUAUUUGGUGUUUGGUCUUUUGCACAGAGAGCUGUAGAUGUUUAGAUAGCAGUUUUGAUUAAAAAAAGAACUCUGGUGAACUGAACUUUCGAUCAACAUUUUUUUUCUGACAAUUAAAACACCUUCAUCAUAGAUUCAAAUUCCUCUUUUACCAGACGCUGUGCAAGUAAAUGCAAAUGUGCUAUUUUGUUAUGGAAAGCCACAAACUCUAUUGACAUUUUGAUAGAACAUUGGUGGGUUUUUUUCUUUGACAACCGCAAAGAUAUUUUGGAGAAGAUUUACAUUCCCCAUCAGGUUUCUUGAUACUUUAUUAUUUACACUUCAGAGGUGCGCUUAAUGCAUUUUUAUAAUGCAUACAGAAUGUGACAAUCAAGCUUCAUUCUUGCAUGUAAUUUCAUGUUUGUUCGUCAGUAUGGAUUUUCACCAUACGACCUAGAGAGAGAAUGGGGAUUGCCGAAGAAGAGAUAAAUCAUGUGCAGGUAAAUGAGACAGUGAUUAAGAGAGAGAGAGAGAUUGAAAGAGAUGGACAGACAUACAGAAAGACUGACAAAGAGGCAGACAAUAGAACCGACAGUGAGAGAGAGAAUGACAAAAUGUAAUGCUCUGAACAGGAUUUAAGAAAGAGUGAAUAAGAACUGAAUGAUCACAGAGAAAGAAGAGAAAGAGAAAAUUUUGAGUCAGUGAAGUGAAGAACAUUCUGUUAUAAACACAGAAUAUGAAUUAGAAAAAAACAUGUGGAUCAGUCUGCCAUCUAUGUGUAUUGCAAAAACAACAUUGCGUUCCUUGUGUGGUAUAAGCAUAGUAAUGUUAUUCUUUGUCAUCAUUUUUCAUUGGUAUGUGUGCAUUGUGUCAAUCAUUCACAAGGCAAUUUUAUUUAUUGGGGUUUGAGGAAAUACCUCCAUAUGAAAGAGGGAACAUUUGUACAAGCCUGGUGUGCAAACAUGUGCUCUUCUUUAGACACGGAAAUCAGACUUUUUCGCAAAACCAUGCCAUUACAAUGAAAUGCGUAUCCCUAUAGGGGCUGUGCACCACUUGAUCAGUGAUCAUGCCACCCACCACUGGGGCUCAGUGGGGACAGGCUGCCUGAGACUGCUGUGCACACAUUGGGCCUGUUUGUACGAGAGCAGUUACACAGUGCUAGAGGCCAAAAUAACCAUCCACGUGUUUGCUACAUGCAACCGUGGAUGCAACCUUAGACAAAUAUUUAGUACAGAGAGUGGGAAAAAUGAGGGGUCUUUCUGAAUUAACAGGAUUCUAAAAUUCUACAAGAAGACAUUUUCUCUGAUGGUCGCCUUGAGCGCAUCGUUUUUAUUGAGUUUGUAGCCUAUUUGAUACCGUCUGUUCGAGACACGAUGAACGCAUGAAAAGGUUUUCUGACAUUUAACUUUGCAUUGUCGGGAGAUGAUGUUCAAAUCAAAGCCACCAGGGAAGGAGCGAGGAAUCAUGUUUUAGAAAUAAUUCAAAUGAUCGAUGGAGGCAAAGGAUGUUAGUAAUGACAGUUGAUAUUAUGCAAUAUGAUUGUAUGGCAGGCAAAAAGAUAAAUAUUCAAUUUUUGGGGGCUACUUUUCGCAACCUAAUGCCUAAAUUUGCAACAUUGGAUAGCUUUAACAUUGCAAUGAAUUGGGAUUUUCCAGGGCUUUAAAAAUUUUCCAGCAUUAUUUUGAGCAUUCGGGGGUGAAAUUGCCCCAGACCCUGUGUAUUUUGUAUCGAUCGGUGGAAAUUCUUGUCGGAAUUGAUUAAAAGAUUGUUUUGUACUUUGUAUUUUAUUGUAAUAAAAAGUAUCAACAUCAGAAACAUUAUUUUCUCAAUUAGUUUUGGCUACAGAAUUAAGAUAGCCACUGCUCCUAUUUUACCAAAUUCUAGUAGUAGAUACACAGUCUAUUUCAAUAUUUGGCAGUAUUAUCUUCUAUCAAUUAGAGGUUCAGACAUAUGCAUUUACCAUUUUAACUCUUAGAUAUAAACGUGUGCAAGCGUAGAAACUUGGUUCUUUGAACUUUUUGUUGGUAAUUUUGUCUGACUGAGGGCGACUUUGAAAUCGGAAAUCAUUGCAUGCGUGCACGGAAAUCAACAAUUGAGUGCAGAAUAGGACCUGUGGGCGCUUCAUGCUUCUUCAAUAAAGAACUUCAAUAGGUUGGGUUCAGUGAUGAUAUACAUGUAAUACAAAGUCCGCAUCCAGACAACAAAUGAUCAUAAAAAUGCAUCAAAAUACUUUAUGUAAAUAAAUAAAGAAUGCACUCUUUGUGAACCUUCUAUUCAUAUUUAUUUUGCUAGAUUUUGGAUGGGUCUGUUAAUAGUGAUGAGUAUUUUUGACUGGAUAUGUCAUUAUUGCUGAAUAAGUCAAAGAUUCCCAAGGAUUGGGGGAAUAGUUGGAAGGUAUACGUAAUUGGUUCUCUUUCAUAAUCUUGAGAUUCUAAUCAGAAAUUAUCGACUCUGGAGUUUUGUUGAUGGGAUAUGGGAUAGAUAAGUGUCUAUUCACUGAAGUACAUGCACCUUUUAAGUAUUGUUUGGUGUAAAGAAUUUUGAAGAGACUGGCCCAAUAUGUUUUGUGAGUAAUCAUAGUAUCUCAUUGUUUAUUUCAAAAGGUUUGAUGUGUACUAAUAGCGCAAAAACUACAAAAAUAAGGUAUUGUGAGAUUUGCAUUAAUAAACAUCAAGUGGAUCAAGGAUAUAUAACCCCAAACAUUGGGGAAUCCUGUUUUAAUUGACCUUCCUGAAAUUCAAUUAUUAGCCAGAGUUGAUGUUUACCAGUAUUUUUUUUUUCAUUCUAAUUGAUUUUAUUCAAUUCAAUUCAGUAUUUGUUCAAAGGAAGUAUUGUGGAGAAAAAUUUUCAACCAUAUUUAUGCCACAAGAUGAUUACAAACUUUAUAUUUC